This is a messenger RNA of Trypanosoma rangeli, 909 nucleotides long. RefSeq lists its product as uncharacterized. The record is from RefSeq and is a predicted model, not a curated record. Bases 1 to 909 code for a protein of 302 amino acids. Lineage: Eukaryota; Euglenozoa; Kinetoplastea; Trypanosomatida; Trypanosomatidae. The transcript has a single exon.
AUGCGGGACGACAACGUCAUCAGCGUCACCGGCCGUCGCAUCAACCCGGACGAUGGUGCGGUGGAGUACAGCGUGCAGUGGGCAGGGUACGACAACGUAUGCGACACAUGGGAGCCUCGCUGCCACCUCCUCGCCUGUUGUGCCGGCCUUGUCGGCGAGGUGGACGCACGCGAGGAGACCGCGGCGUUGCAGCGCAUCGCGUCGUGGGCACAGCGAGGUGAGGGGUGGAAACGUGCGCGAGACGCAAGUCCCGUGUCGGAGGUGGACCCGCCGCUGUACGGCAUCAUCGUGCACAGCGGCGCCGAGGAUGGGGCGAAGAGCAGGGGGUCGCUCGUGGCCCUCGGUGAGCGUGUCUUGGCGGACGCCACCUCGCUUGAUCUGAACCCAACGAAGAAGAAGCGGCUGCAGGGUCAAGGCGAGCAUGACCCCGCGUGCGACCCGGCGCUGCAGUUGGAAAAGUGCUGGCGGGAACAACACGCCGUGAGUUUCAUGCACACCUGCGCCGUUGCUGCCCGUCGCACGCCGGCACCGAUGCAGUUCGAGUUGGGCGCAGGCACCGAUAAGUGUCGUGACGCAUCGAAAAUAAAAAUAUAUGGCAUUGCGCCCGCCGCGCUCGUGCGAAGCGGCCAAAUGCACGACACCGUCACGAGUUGCGGGCCUCCUAGUGGCCGCUCAGAGGCGGAGCACCUCCACCGUCAGUGCAACUUCGACGGCGCGCUCGCACACACUGCGCAAACGCCUUUGCUCGGCAAGCGCGAACAACUUGUCGUGCGGUAUUUUCUCAUGAAAAACAAUGACGGGCAGGAGCAGACGCCGCUGACGAUGCCGCUGUCCGUUUUCCGUCGAUAUUACCCACAGUUGUUGCUGGACUUCCUGCUGCACCACGCGCUCGUCAUGGAGUCUGCGUAG